AUGCGUCAACUCAAACAUCACGAACAAAAGCUUUUGAAAAAGGUCGACUUUUUACAAUGGAAGAAGGAUGACAGUAUAAGAGAGAUCAAGGUCAUUCGUCGAUACCAUUUACAAAAAAGAGAGGAUUAUCACAAGUACAACAAACUUGCAGGCAAUAUUAAACAGCUCGCCAACAAAAUUUCGUUGCUUGAUUCAAGAGAUCCUUUCCGAGCACAACAAGAAAAGGCAUUGCUGGACAAACUCUACUCCAUGGGAUUGAUCACCUCGACCAGCAAAUUCAGUGAUUGCAACAAGAUUACAGUGUCAGCUUUUUGUCGACGACGUUUACCCAUCGUAAUGUGCCGUCUCAAGAUGGCUGAAACUGUGAAAGAAGCCGUUACCUUUGUGGAACAAGGUCAUAUUCGUGUGGGUCCCACUACCAUUACUGAUCCAGCGUUUCUUGUCAACCGAACCAUGGAAGAUUACGUUACUUGGGUCGAUACCUCCAAGAUCAAGAGAAAGAUUCUCAAGUAUAAUGAUAAGCUGGAUGAUUAUGAUCUGUUGUAA
This is a messenger RNA of Radiomyces spectabilis, 546 nucleotides long. Its product is annotated as 30S ribosomal protein S4. Lineage: Eukaryota; Fungi; Mucoromycota; Mucoromycetes; Mucorales; Radiomycetaceae. Gene Ontology annotation, molecular function: rRNA binding; snoRNA binding; structural constituent of ribosome. The coding region runs from base 1 to 546 and encodes 181 amino acids. Gene Ontology annotation, cellular component: small-subunit processome; Mpp10 complex; small ribosomal subunit. The transcript is spliced from 3 exons. The record is from RefSeq and is a predicted model, not a curated record. Gene Ontology annotation, biological process: rRNA processing.